AAGGCGAUUAUAGAUUUGCUACGAUGAAGAAAGUGAAGAAUGGAACAGAACACAUGGAACUCUAUGUGUCGUACAAGAAUUCCAGUUUUGUUAAGGCUGAAUUUAAUACGCCUUUGCCAAUUAGAGAUUAUCAUAUAGUCGAUGUUUCACAUAAUAGAGUCUUCGUUGCCGCUUCUCACAGUGAAACAGAAGUAAAUCUUUAUAUAUCAGAGGUCAUAAAUCAGCACAUGGCUAGGUUUACACUAUCACUCGAGGGAAUUCUUACGUUUUUCCCGAACAGCACUUGGAAAGACAGUUGGUUAAAUAAUGUAACAGAGGAGUCGUUUACCGACUUGUAUAAAGUGGAAGGUCUUCGGGGUAUUUAUAUAGCAACACAAGUAAAAGGAUCACCGAAGUCAGGAUUCAUCGCAUUGGAACAUUUAGUUUCCUUGAUAACAUUCGAUCAUGGCGCAACGUGGAACCCCAUAAAGCCACCUACUGCGAAUCACGAAGGCUUCUAUAUACACUGCACGAAAGACUGUUCACUGCAUUUGAGCCAACGUUUCAGUCAACUAUAUCCCGUGACGAGAGCAGUAUCUAUUAUGAGCUCGAAGUCAGCUCCGGGUAUUAUAAUGGCUACUGGAGUGAUAGGGCAGAGUCUUAAGGGUCAUCCUGCUCUGUAUGUGUCUAGAGAUGCUGGCCUUACUUGGAAACAGGUUCUCAAGGAUUAUUAUUUCUUCAACAUGGGAGAUCACGGUGGUCUUUUGGUAGCUGUAAAAUAUUUUAAGUCACGCGGAGAAACCAGAGAUAUUUCUUAUUCUAUCGAUGAAGGGGAGACAUGGCAGUCGUAUGAGUUUAAUGAGAAAAUGCUGCGUGUAUAUGGAUUGAUGACCGAACCGGGAGAAAAUACUACAGUUUUCACGAUGUUCGGUUCAGCUAGCGGCCAACACCAAUGGUUGAUAAUUAAGAUUGAUUUGAGAAACGUGUUUGAAAGGGUUUGCACCGAGGAUGAUUUUAAGUUCUGGUCACCGACGAGUCCGGAUCAACCAGCAAUGUCCUGUGUGCUGGGUCGGAAGGAGACUUAUCAAAGAAGAGCAAUGAAAGCUAACUGUUACAUGGGUGUAAAUUAUGAUCGACCAGUAAAGACAGAAGUAUGCUUGUGCGAUUAUAACGACUAUCAAUGCGCUUUCGGCUUUGUGCAAGUUGGAAAUCCUUAUCAAUGUAUUAGAAAUAGAUCCAUAUUUUUUUAUGACCCUUACGCCGUACCAGCUAUUUGCGAACCUGGCUCAUUUUACAAUCGAACGAAGGGUUAUGUAAAAAUAGCCGAUGAUGAAUGUGUAGGUGGCUUAGCUAAAAAUUUCGAGCCAGACCAGAUUCCGUGUCCCAUUGAGGAAAAACCCGCAUUUUUAUUGGUGGCUCAACGCGAUCAUAUUUCACGAAUCGAUUUAGUCGAACCAAAAUUGGAAGUAUUACCUAUUCACGAUCUAAAGAAUGUAAUAACUAUUGAAUUUGACAUGAGAAACAAUUGUCUGUAUUGGGCGGACAUUGUUAACGAUGUUAUAGGUAGACAAUGUUUUAAGGAUGGUAAAAGUUUUCCCGAAAUUUUGCUGGAAACUGAUUUGAGUUCUGUAGAAGGAAUGGCGUUCGACUGGGUGUCUAAUCUUCUAUAUUUUGCUGAUGGCGUUAAGAUGAGAAUUCAAGUGAUUAGGACGGAUGUAUCUAGUAUGGGAAGAAUGCGAAGGACCAUCUUAGGACCAAACAAUCUACAGAAACCUAGAGGAAUAGCGGUACAUCCGAUGAAUGGAUACAUGUUUUGGACUGAUUGGGCUCCAGGAAACGCUUCGGUAUCAAGGGCCAAUCUCGACGGGACAGAUGUGAAGAGACUAUUCGUGGAACCAACUGUCGAAUGGCCAAAUGGAAUAACCAUUGAUCAUAUAGCAGAACGUAUUUACUGGGUGGACGCUAGGCAGGAUUACAUCGGGUCAAGCGACUUUGACGGAAAAAAAUUCAAGAAAGUAAUUUCCAAGAAUGAUAGAGUAUCACAUCCUUUUGCUGUUGCAGUGUUUAAAGACAACAUAUAUUGGGACGACUGGAAGCAGUUCAUGAUAUUUGUUGCAGAUAAAGAUUACGGUCUCGGUAUAUCGACAAUUUUAGGUCAGUUACCUGCUUUAAUGGACCUUAAAGUAUACGCACACAGCAUGCGACAUGGUACCAAUGAUUGUGCCAAUAAUACUUGCUCGCAUAUCUGUGUGGGAGAUCCCCAUGGCGGACACGUUUGCCUUUGUCCCGAUGGAAUGGAAAUGAUGGAGAACAAGUGUAUGUGUCCAGGAGGAAUCACUCCAUUCGCUAAUUCUACAUGUCCCAGAGUGGCCAGUACAUGCGCCUCUAAUCAGUUUGCUUGUGCUAAUGACGUGUGUAUCCCAGCAUCGUGGCGGUGUGAUCGAGAUAACGAUUGCGGUGAUAAUUCGGACGAAAUUGAUUGUACUCCUAUGCCAACUUGCUCCCCAGACUUUGAAUGUGGUGACAACAAAUGCAUCUCUAAGUAUUGGGUCUGUGACUUUGACCAGGAUUGCAAGGAUGGCAGGGAUGAGAUGAACUGCAAAUAUCCGCAAUGUAGGGAGACGCAGUUCAGGUGUGAUAAUGGUAGGUGUAUAUCAAAUAAAUGGCUAUGCGAUGACGAAGAUGACUGCCGAGACGGAUCUGAUGAGAGGGACUGUGCUAAGAAGGUAUUUGUCACCACGUGCAAGACUGAUGAAUUUUUCUGUAAGACGGAUAGAACUUGUAUACCAGCCAGUUGGAAAUGUGAUGGGGAACCAGAUUGCGAAGACGGUUGGGACGAGGUUGAUUGCAGCGAGAUGGUCUGCGAAAGUUGGCAGUUCACAUGUAGUUUGUCAAAAGUUAAACUUCGUUGUAUAUAUAGUACAUGGGUUUGCGAUGGGGAUAAGGACUGUGCUGAUGGAUCUGACGAAGCAAAUUGCACUACUACUGUACCGUCGACGUCAUUGGUUACUUUCCUACCCAACAGCCCCUGCAAUAACUGGAUGUUCAUGUGUAACAACAAGAGAUGUGUGCCUUAUUGGUGGAAAUGUGACAGCGUGAACGACUGCGAGGAUGAUUCGGACGAGAUGGGCUGUGGCAAUGAAGACGAAGAAUGGGGCGUUAUGUAUCCCACGCUAGAAUCAAAGGUAUGCCGAGAACAUCAGUUUCAGUGCUUGAAUGGCGACUGUAUACAAAAUUCAUGGGUUUGCGAUGGUUCCAAUGAUUGUCUUUCUGGCGAAGAUGAGAUGCACUGUACAUAUCUUCAUUGUAAACUAGAGCAGUACACGUGCCGUAUGGAUGUCGCUUGCAUUCCCAUAGAAAAUGUCUGUAAUGGCGUGGAGGAUUGUCCGGAUGGUACCGAUGAGUUAGGAUGCUCAGGAGAGCAACAGUCCAGUCCGGUAGCUACACCAUCCUGUUCUCCGGGUUCAUUCGCUUGUGAUGAGAUACGAUGUCUCCCUCUAGUACUGCAAUGUGAUGGCAAACGAGAUUGCGUGGAUGGCUUCGACGAGAGUAAUAAUUGCGCCAACAGUUCACGCGUUUAUCAGGUGCUUAUAAUAGAAGUGGACGAGAGAUCUGGCAAUGCUACUAGUUUAUUCUUCUAUUGGUGGAUACCUAUACCAAACAAUAUCACCUUCGAGUUCCUACCUUCAAUAGCGUAUGCUACACCUGGAGCUAACUGGACCAAUGCCACCAAGUGGAUCGAAGAUAUGGAUUGCCAAUUUAAUAACCUUAAGCCAUACACUCGUUAUAAUAUGACAGUCUACGUUAGGAUAAAAGGCCAGACUACUGUAUUUCCACCAGCUAAGUAUUUGAUUGUUACAACAGAUGAAGGUAUUCCUUCAGAGCCAAGGAACGUGACCGUGACUCAGAAAAAUGGAACUAGGGUGGAGGUUACUUGGCAACCUCCUCUGAAUCCAAAUGGAGUCAUUAGACUUUACGAAGUAUUCGUGGCGCCACCUCAUCCGCCGAUACGUUUCAUUAGGAAAAAUACUUCUGUCAUUUUAGAUAUGUCAUUCGAAGCAGGAAAGAAUUAUUCGUUUUGGGUAAUAGCAAAGAAUACACAACAGGAAUCUGCCUCGUCCAAUGUGGCUACCUUGACCUUUGAUGGGUCGGCUAAUAUCGAUAACAUUGAGGACCUUAAAGUGGUAGCCACAACUAAUUACUCAGUGACCUUACGGUGGAAGAAGAUGGAAAACGCGGAUUGCUAUCUCAUUAGUCCAAAAGGUCCAGCGACAUAUCCUGCAAUGUCGAUGAUAAUUAUAUUGCCGAAUCAUGUGCAAGUAAUACGGCUAGCUCCAGGAACUAAGUAUACUUUUUAUGUCGCCGCCAUGAAUGAUAAGUACGUAGGAAAAAGUGCGUCCAUUACUGCAACCACGGAAGGCACCCCUCUGCCUCCUGUAACGAAAUUAGUCGCUAAAGUAUCGAAACCGCACGGAACCUCAGUACAUCUCUCUUGGGAGCCGCCUAAGAGUACUAGGAAAAUUAAAUGGCAAUAUGCAAUUUAUUACGCCGUAAACAUAGUAAUGCUUUUUAGAAGUUACAAAUUUCGGACGUCAAACUUGUCGACAACUAUCAAGGAUUUAGAAGCCUGUGAGUCUUACGUGUUCGCUGUGGGUGUGAAUGGUGAUUAUGGUGCUGGGCCACUAAUAACAGCUAGGGCAUUUACACAUUUUAAUCAACGUGCUCCACCAAAGAAAGUGAAAGUCAUUUCAUUAGAGAAACGUAAUACCAUAAUCAUUUCUUGGAGUGCUAGUUGUCCUAAUAUCGAUGAGCCUAUUAGAUACACGAUUACUGUGAUAGAAUUGGUGCGCAAGAAAUAUUUCGUAGCGACCCUACCACCAACUAACGAAACCAUUAUGAACCAUGCAUUUACCUCGGUAAAAUAUGGCGGCAAGUAUCGAAUUACGAUAUCCACAGACGUUGACGAUGCUAUACCAAGUCAACCGGUGUUCUACAUGGCACCGGGUAUUGAACCUCCCCAUCAGGUAAAGGUACUUCACGAGGAACAGGGAUUCGUUGUUUUCUGGCAAGAACAUGAUUUACCAGAUACUCUAAAAUCUACUAAGUAUCAUUAUGAGGUUUUGGUGGUAGAAGGACUAAAUGUGAUGAACGAAUCGAUUGCCAAGGUUUAUAAAACUGAUCAACCACCGUACACGUAUAAAGAUGUGAAACCAGGUGUUGUUUAUUCAUUUGCCAUUCGCUUGGUCACUGAUGAAGGUUUUCAGAGUCCUCUGAGCGAGGUUUUCAGCACCUUAUAUAGUGCAGAAAUGUCGGCAUUGCCAGUGAUGAGUACCUCGAACAUCCUUCCUUUUGCGAUACCGAUUUGUUUGUUGAUCGUCGUCUUAGGAAUUGCGUUAGUAUACUUCGUCAUCAGGCACAGGAGAUUAACCACUAGUUUCACACAGUUCGCUAAUAGUCAUUACGAUACUAGACGUGGACAGGCAACUUUCCCGGGUACUACAGAUGGUUUAGAAGAAGAAGACAGUCCCGUGAUCCGAGGUUUUUCUGACGACGAGCCGUUAGUAAUAGCAUAAGCUUGCAAAAAGUAUGAUACACAACCCGAAACGUUUACACCAUGAAGUAUGCACAGAAAGACAGGUAAGAGACGAGACCUGAUCAUAAAAGUGGGAAGCUUUUAUGAAAGUGGCUCAAGACUGACAUAUACACACAUAUAUACACACAUAUGUAUACAUGAUUAUAAUCGUAGGAAGUUCAUCAAGAUUGAUCAAAUGGGCUGUUCAGAGCACUUACAUGAAAGCUUUGCAAUGAUGGUGUGAGAAAAAGACAAGAAUUCAAAUCACUCUAUUUUAUAGAGUACUAAUUACAUACGUGUACAUGUUAUAUACAUAGAUUCAAUUAAGUAUACGAAUGAUUAAGUUUACGUUAUACAGGCUGGUCGUAAGAGGCAGGUGGAUACUUUUGUUUGUUUAAUAUAUCUAUAUGGAAGUAGGAUGAAAGGAAGUGAGAGAAAGAGAUGAGAAAAAGGAUGAAAAAAUGAAAGAAUUUGUACAUAUCGUAAAUAUUUUAUACGAACAGCCCAACACCUUUUAGCUUUUUCGAGAGAUGCCAUACCUGACGUUAACUAUUAAAUUUGUACUAUAUGAGAUAAAAUAGUUUCAUUAUCUGAUAAAUUCUUUAACUAUUUGUUGGUUUAUUUUUCAAAUAGUAUGUCAUCGUAUAAACCUCGUUUGUCCCAAUGUAAAGUUUCAUUGUCGCUUUUUCACAGCCGAUAUAAUAACUUUGUCCCAUUAUAUAAUAACUACAACAAAAACGACGCUGCACUUAAAAAUUGUGUUCAACAAAUACUUGUUUUGUAAUAAAUUCUUUCUCUUCU
Eufriesea mexicana is the source of this 6352-nucleotide messenger RNA. Its product is annotated as sortilin-related receptor. The coding region runs from base 24 to 5552 and encodes 1842 amino acids. Gene Ontology annotation, cellular component: Golgi apparatus; membrane. The record is from RefSeq and is a predicted model, not a curated record. Lineage: Eukaryota; Metazoa; Arthropoda; Insecta; Hymenoptera; Apidae. The transcript has 8 exons. Gene Ontology annotation, molecular function: protein binding. Gene Ontology annotation, biological process: post-Golgi vesicle-mediated transport.